Parasteatoda tepidariorum (common house spider) is the source of this 1880-nucleotide messenger RNA. RefSeq names its product alpha-(1,3)-fucosyltransferase 10 (gene FucTB). Lineage: Eukaryota; Metazoa; Arthropoda; Arachnida; Araneae; Theridiidae. Gene Ontology annotation, cellular component: membrane. Gene Ontology annotation, molecular function: alpha-(1->3)-fucosyltransferase activity. The record is from RefSeq and is a predicted model, not a curated record.
GCGUAAUUGCUGGGUCUAAAGUAAUCAAUAUGAAAGUUAAGUUUCGUUUUGCCUGUAGGAAUAUGUAAUUUGUAAACAAUGAAAUUAAUUUCACAAAAUUUUACUCAGAUUAUUUUAAGAAGUUUCUGCAAUUUCUAUUAGGCUUCUUCUGGAAGAAUAAUAAUACUUCUUUUGUAAACAUAAUUUGAAAUUUUGUACUGUAGUACUAGAAAUCGCUGCAUAAUUUUUGCCAUGAUAUUUCGAUAUCCUAAACGAAGAUUUCGCUAUAAAAUAGCAAUUUUAAUCGUUGGUAUUGUUGUGGUAUUUUAUGUGGGCAUCAUUAUUCUAAAUUUGGUUGAAGAAACAGAGGAAGAUUUAACUUUUCAUAUUCAACAAGACCCACCAAGCAGCAAAAGUUAUCCUAUCUUAAUUUGGUGGACACCUUUUACUGGUGACAGUGGUUCUUACAAAAAAUGUGGCAAACACUGGUGCUACUUUACAGACCAGAGAAAGUUUUCUUCUGAUCCUCUUACCAAAGGAUUUCUUUUCUAUGGAAGUGAUUUUAAACCAACUGAUUUGCCACUCCCUAGAGACGCACAUUAUGAUUGGGCGUUGCUACAUGAAGAAUCACCUAAAAAUAAUUUUCUGUUGUCAAUGGAAAAAGUUCUGAGAAUGUUCAACCAUACAGCAACAUUUCGUAGACAUUCUGAUCUUCCUCUUACGUUUCAAUAUUUGGAAGGUAUAGAUUCAAUUGUGUCUAAGAAAUACUUCAUUCCAACUGCAGCAAAGAAUGAGAAAGCAAAGCAUUUAGCUCCCAUUGUUUAUUUGCACUCUGAUUGCAAUACACCAUCUGAACGAGAUUCAUAUGUAGAAGAGUUGGCUAAAUAUAUUCCUGUAGAUUCCUAUGGGAAGUGUUUACAAAAUAAACACCUGCCUCCUCAUCUUUCAGAUUCUAUGACAUCUAUGGUUUCAGACGACUUGUUUGAAAUAUUGGCUCAGUAUAAGUUCCAUCUUGCAAUUGAAAAUGCUGUUUGUGAUGAUUAUAUUACGGAGAAAUUAUGGCGACCUCUGACAGUUGGAUCAGUUCCUAUUUAUUUUGGAUCUCCGGUGAUUGAAGAUUGGCUACCUAAUCCAAAUUCUGCAAUAUUACUGAAGAAUUUUAAAAAUCCCAAAGAGCUGGCGAAUUAUUUGUUGUUUUUGCACAAAAAUGAUACUGCUUAUGAUCAACAUCUUGAACAUAAGACAAAAGGAUUAGUGUCAAAUAACAAACUCACUGAAGCUCUGUCUCUUAGAGAGUGGGGUAUAAAUAAUGAUCCAAAAAGGAAAAACUUUAUUGAUUGUUUUGAAUGUAUGGUUUGCAAAAGAGUUGCUGCAAAUUUCCAACGUGAGCAAAAUGGUUUGCCUCCUUUAAGUUAUGAAGCCACUUUUGAACAUUACGGCUGCCCAAAGCCAGUUCCACCUUUUACACUAAAGUCAGACACUGAUGGUUGGUGGCCAGAGCUAUAUAACAAAGCUGUUUAUGAAGCAAAUGCUUUAGAAAAUCUUAUAUCAAAAGGCGCCAAUUUUUCAUCUACUGAUUUUUAUCAAGAAGUAAUCAAAUUACUUGAAAAUUCUGGUGUGAGGUAAUAAAAUGUUUUUGAUUUUUAGAUUUUUUUUCCCUACUGUUGUCUAUAUGUGCAUUUUGUAUUGUGAGACAUUAGUAUCUUGAAUUUAAAUAUAUUGUUUUUGACUUUAAAUGCUUAGCGUUUUUGAUUUGCUUUAUGUUUGUGACUUUUAGUACUUUCUAGUCUUUGAGUACUUUAUAAUUCUUGACUUAAAGUGCUAUGUAACUUUGUAUUUAAAUAUUAUUUUCUUACACUGUCUGUAUUAUAUAAAUUUUACUUUCUUAUACUGUAUUUAAA